This is a messenger RNA of Harpegnathos saltator (Jerdon's jumping ant), 2385 nucleotides long. RefSeq names its product dynein assembly factor 3, axonemal. Gene Ontology annotation, biological process: motile cilium assembly; axonemal dynein complex assembly. Lineage: Eukaryota; Metazoa; Arthropoda; Insecta; Hymenoptera; Formicidae. The coding region runs from base 987 to 2300 and encodes 437 amino acids. The transcript is spliced from 6 exons. The record is from RefSeq and is a predicted model, not a curated record.
AGAAUAGUUUAAAUAUAUUUUUUGACACGUUUCAAAAUGUAUCUGACAUUCAAUAAAAGAACCUGUUUUAUGAGAAUCACUUAAAACCAAUUUUUCUAUUGAAGGUCAUCUGCAUUUCGAAAUGCGUCGAAGACUGAAUAUUUAAACUGUUUUGCAAAUGAGCAUAUAUGACUUCUUAGAAAAAUAAAAAUCCAAUGUAGCUAUCAAUAUAAAAAUAUACGGACAAAACUUUAUUUACGAAGGAAUAUUGAAAUUAGAGGUAAGGGCAAAAUAUAUCAGAAUUUCUGUAGUCCCGCGACAUCUUUCGUCAUCUAUAGAAUAUCUGACAAUUACCAUAUCAAUGUUCGUGUGCAAUUAGAUGUAUUAAACUGAAUAAGAAUGUUUCCUAUUGUAUUGCAAUUUUCACAAUAAAUAUUAAAGAAUUAAAAAAUAUGAACAAAUAAAUACAUAAGAAGUAAUAAAAUAAAUUCUAUAAAUAUAAUUUCAAAUCUGCUGACAAUCUCUUGGCAUUGACAGAACUGUAGUUCCUGACUUAAGCCGUAGACUCAAGUCGAAGACUUGUAGUCCAAUAUCAUGUACCGCCCGUCAUUAUCAGGAGAUUAUUAACAAAUUUAAGGCAUUUUCCUUGAGACGAUACUUAUGUAGCUCGUCUUAUCAUUUCCUGCACAUUUAUUCAAUGAUAUUUAAUUCCUUAACAACUAUAGUAAAAUUUAGGAAAUAGCAAAGGACUUUCCUAUUCAGUUUGAUUUAUUUACAUACGAUUAUUUACAUACGAUCGUUAUUGCGGUAAUUUUCAGAUACUUUAUAUUCUGAUGUCAUUGAACAUAGCAAAAUAAAUACUAUUUUGAUGUUGUCAUGGAAAUAACAGUUUAUUAACCGCACUUAGUAACAGCAAUAGAAACCUCAAUAGUAGGUAACAUUAUUACAUAACGUUCAUAUAAAGUGUGAAUUUUAUAAAGUUCGUCAAUAUAUUGACGAAACGUAAUAUGUGGUGGGGAUAUAGUGAGUCGUUAGAUUUACAAAAUGAAAUAACUGAAGGAGAUGAUCAAUUUUCAAGCAGUCUUGAAGUAUUCAUUGUAGGUGCUGGUGAUGCACGGCAUAUUAUUAAAACGUUAGCAUCGUCUUAUAAACAUCCUGAUCGAAUUAUUACAUAUCACGUUAUUGAACCAACCUUGGAACAAGUUGCUAGAUCGAUACUCUUAUUGAAUGUUUGUUUACAAAAAGACUUGGGACUGCAAGAAGCAACACGAUAUUACUUGGAGAUUUUAGGCAAUACUCUCCUUAGACCAGCCACAGCAAAAUAUUUAGCCAAAUGUACUAAACAGUUAAUAAAUAUUUCAACUUGCACUAUUGAUUGUCCAUGGUUAUCAUUAGAAAACUUCAAAUACAAGGAUAGAGAUAAUUUGGAGUGUAUUUUUAAGUUUUGGAUACGUGCAACGUGUGAAGGAAUUCCCAUUAUAAACUACUGGGAUCAUAGAAUUAGAGAAUUGUUAAAAGCAAGAUAUGACUACAGAGAAGGUGUUUUUGACUGGGAUUACUACAUGAUUUUAAAGCCUAGAGGCAUCUUUAAUCUGACUGUACAAGAAUAUAAAUUUUGGAGAAAUAAUGGAGUUGCCUUCACAUGGCUCGAAGGUGAACCAGUCCGAAGCAAUCCGACUCUAUUAAAUAAUAUAAUACAAUAUGGGCCUGGAUUUGUACACCAUGCAUACUUAGGGGACAUUGUAAAUGGUCCCUUUUUUACUUGGACAACAAGUGAAAGAAAAGAUAAAAAAUUUAGAGCAACUGAUAUAGCUGAAGGAGAAUUAAUGCGAACUAUUUACGAGAUAAAAAUGAAGAAACCACUAUGUGAAAAUUAUAUUGGUGCUCAUAGAGAUCCUUCCAUUUUAAAUGGCACUAUAGUCACUGAGGUACCAAACAUUGAAGUGGAAUUUGAAUCAUGGACAAGUGUCAAUAAUAAAACAAAUAAAGAAAAUAUUUCUUGGGUUGAAAUACCAAAUCACAAGGUAAUUUUUCACCCUGUAUCUUCAUUGGAGUUACUCAAAUCUAAGUGUGAAUAUAUAAAUAGAUUUCACCUGAUUUGGAUAGCACACAAUAUGACAAAGCAGUUAGCAAAUCUGAUACCACUGGCUUUGACAGGUGCAUCAGUCAUUGUGGAAUUACCUAAAUAUAUAGCAGAUUUACAUGAAGAUUUGCAAAACUUUAAUAAAAAAUUAAAUGAAAUUAUACAAAAAAAUGGACUCUGUCCAAUUUACAAUUUUGAUUCAAAUCAACAUACACUUGCCCGUUUUUAUAAAAACUAAAUUUUUUUAUUUAGAGAAUAUCUACCAUUAUAGAAAUUAUAUAAUGAUUAUAAAGAAACAUUUAGAGAAAGAAACAUAAAGAAAA